Gymnogyps californianus (California condor) is the source of this 737-nucleotide messenger RNA. Its product is annotated as adenosine 5'-monophosphoramidase HINT1-like. NCBI's taxonomy places the organism in Eukaryota, Metazoa, Chordata, Aves, Accipitriformes, Cathartidae. Gene Ontology annotation, biological process: purine ribonucleotide catabolic process. The record is from RefSeq and is a predicted model, not a curated record. Gene Ontology annotation, molecular function: hydrolase activity. Gene Ontology annotation, cellular component: nucleus; cytoplasm.
AUGGGGAAUAAGCGUGAGGAGUCAGAGAUGCGUGUGCAGUUGCAGGGCUACGAUCUUGUUGGGAUCACGGAGACGUGGUGGGAUGGCUCCCGUGACUGGAGCGUUGCAAUGGAGGGCUACGGGCAGGCUUUAGGAAGGACAGCCCCGGUAAGCACCAGGUCGACGAGGGCGGACCCGCCAAGGGGGCGGGGACAAGCGAAAACGACAGACGAGACAGCCAAUCGAGACGCGGGAUCGGCCGGCGGCGAUCUGGCGGCCCAACGGGCGCCGCGGAGGGCCUGGCCGAGUGGAGGAAGCGCGGGGGCGACAACGGGCCUUGUCGUGGCUGACGAGAUUAUUGGGGCGCGGGCCGCCCGGCCCGGUGGCGCCACUACUGUCUUCGGAAAGGUCAUCGGCAAGGCGCUUCCCGCCAACGUCAUCUACGAGGACGAGGAGUGCCUUGCGUUCCGUGAUCUUUCACCCCAAGCUCCGACACUUUUCCUAGUCAUGCCUAAGGAGCCAAUUAUCAGGUUAUCUGAAGCGGAAGAUUCUGGUGAAUCUCUUCUUGGGCAUUUAAUGAUUGUUGGCAAGAAGCGUGCUGCUCACCUGGGCCUGACCAAUGGAUUCUGGAUGGUUGCGGAUGAAGGGCCCGAGGGUGGGCAGUCUGUCUGUCACGUACAUCUACGUAUUCUGGGUGGCUGUCAGUUGGGCUGGCCGCCUGGCUAAGAUUUUUGCACGGUAACCUGGGAGGAAUACGG